Molecule: messenger RNA, 1482 nt
Organism: Geodia barretti
Lineage: Eukaryota; Metazoa; Porifera; Demospongiae; Tetractinellida; Geodiidae
Source: the annotation of a GenBank genome assembly
AUGUUUUUCGUGCCAAAGGUAAUGAGUACCCAGCACCCAGACAAUGCCACUCCCUCCCCCUUCGCCGACGAGGCCGGGGUUAUUCGUGGUGACGGUGAGGUGCAGGAGGCCGCUGAUAUAUUUGCACUGGGCUGCAACGAGCAGAUGUGGGACUCCGAGGGCAAAGAGGCCGACAACCAGGUUGUCCGCAAGUUGCUAACCGGCUACCCAGACUUCUUUACCAGCCAGCGCCGCCUGGGCCGCGACGUUAUCCUCACCCUGCGCGUGCCCAACCCCUUCAUCGAGCGGGAUAUGCGGAAGUCCAUGGUGGAGGCCCUGCAGAGCAUCCCCUCGGCCUGGGACAUGGCCCACAACUUUUACGGCGACGGCGAUGACGAUACCGCCCCCAUUCAGGAGGUCAUUCUGCCCUUCACCACCUCCGCCGAGGAACUGGCCCUGGUGGAGGCCUACUACCGCCAUGUGAUAGUAGGGCAGGAGGCUCAUACCCUGCUGGGAGACCGGCUGGUCAAGGACUGGGUGGGCGAGUUCUACCCCAAGCAGGUGCGGGUGAUUCCCCUGAUCGAGGACUUGGAGCAUCUCUUCUACUGCGACAAGAUCGUGGAGGAGUACCUGCACGGGCGAGACUUGCCGGCCCAGCGGGUCUUCCUGGCCCGCAGCGACCCGGCCCUCAACUACGGCAUUGUGGGCGCCGAACUGAUCCUCAAGGUUGGGUUAUCCCGACUUUAUGACCUGGAACAACGGCUGGGCAUUCCCCUCUACCCCAUCAUCGGGGCCGGCUCGGUCCCCUUCCGUGGUCACCUGACGCCGGUGAACAUCGACCGGGCAUUGAAGGAAUACCCCAGCGGGCACACCUUCACUGUCCAGUCGGCCUUCAAGUACGACUACGACAAGGACACCGUGCGCCAGGGCAUUGCCCAACUGCGCGCUCACGAGCGGGGCGAACCGGUGCCUAUAGACCAGGAACGGGCUCGAGCCAUCAUCGACAAGACCACUGCAGAAUACCAGUCCCAGGUGCGCCGGCUCAUCGGGGUUAUUACCGCCGCAUCCCGUCACGUGCCGAAGCGGCGGGAACGUAAGCUGCAUGUUGGGCUCUUCGGCUACGGCCGUUCCCUGGACAGCGUGGGCGACGAGGUGACCCUGCCCCGGGCCAUCGGUUUCGCCGCUUCCAUGUACUCGAUUGGGGUACCGCCGGAACUGCUGGGUUUGACGGCCCUGGACCAGGAUGAUCUGGCUUUCGUCCGCGAAGUUUAUCCCAGCCUGGACGACGACCUGCGGGCGGCGCUGCGUUUCACCAACGAACGCCACGUCAAGGAACUGCUGGGCGACGACUACCUCGCCCUGGUGGGCAAAUUUGCCGAUGAAAUAGACCGGGUCCACGAAGGUCUCACCAGCGCCAUUCGCGCCGGAAUGGACACCCAUACCCACGUUGACAUCUCCCAUUAUGUUGGCGAGGCCGGGCAGUUGCGGCGGUUUUUGGGGUAG